Molecule: messenger RNA, 3617 nt
Organism: Calidris pugnax (ruff)
Lineage: Eukaryota; Metazoa; Chordata; Aves; Charadriiformes; Scolopacidae
Gene: MICU3
Product: mitochondrial calcium uptake family member 3
Exons: 14
Coding region: 160-1308 (382 amino acids)
Biological process (GO): mitochondrial calcium ion homeostasis; calcium import into the mitochondrion
Cellular component (GO): uniplex complex
Molecular function (GO): calcium ion binding
Source: RefSeq, a predicted model, not a curated record
GGCGGGGCCCGGGCGCUGCUCCCCAUCCCGGUGGCGGCCGCGGCCAAGGAGACGGUUACAGAAAACAGAUCAGACCUUGAAGAUUUGCACCUUUACGCAACUCCUCGGGAGCAGCGGUUUCGCAGGUUUGCCAGCUUAGAAUUUGAAGGACAGCUCUACAUGACUCCAUAUGACUUCAUUCAGGCUGUCACAAGUGACGAACCCAAAUGUGCUAAAAGGUGGCGAUCCCUUUCAAAGCAGGAACUGAGUCAGAUCCUUAUGGAGACACCACCAGUUUGGAAAGGAUCAUCCAAACUUUUCCGUAAUCUUAAUGAGAAAGGUGUGAUAUCUUACACAGAAUAUUUAUUCCUCCUAUGUAUUUUAACAAAGCCACAUGCAGGUUUCCGAAUCGCUUUCAACAUGUUUGAUACUGAUGGCAAUGAGAUGGUGGACAAAAAGGAGUUCUUAGUGCUACAAGAGAUUUUCAGGAAAAAAAAUGAGAAGAGAGAAAGAAAAGGAGAUGAAGAAAAACGUGCAAUGCUGCGUCUUCAACUUUAUGGAUAUCAUACUUCUACUAACAGUGUUCUUAAAACCGAAGGCGAGGACGUUGUCCCCAGAAGCUAUUGGGAUACUUUGAGACGUAGCACAAGCCAAGCGCUCUUUUCGGACCUUGCGGAGCGUGCUGAUGAUAUUUCAAGUUCACUGUCAGAUACUACACUCCUUGUACACUUUUUCGGCAAGAAAGGAAAAGCUGAACUGAACUUUGAAGAUUUUUAUAGAUUUAUGGAUAACCUACAAACUGAGGUGCUAGAGAUAGAAUUCCUUUCCUACUCUAACGGGAUGAACACCAUCAGUGAGGAAGACUUUGCCCAUAUUCUUUUGAGGUAUACAAAUGUGGAAAACACAUCAAGUUACCUGGAAAACCUGCGCGGCACGAUUCCUGAAGAAAAGGGUAUCACGUUUGAUGAGUUUAGAUCAUUUUUCCAAUUCUUGAACAACCUAGAAGACUUUACUAUUGCAAUGCAAAUGUAUAAUUUUGCAAGUCGUUCCAUAGGUCAAGAUGAAUUCAAACGUGCUGUGUACGUGGCCACAGGUGUGAAGCUUUCACCACAUUUGGUGAACACAGUGUUCAAGAUUUUUGAUGUUGACAGAGAUGACCAGUUGAGUUAUAAAGAAUUUAUCGGCAUUAUGAAAGACAGACUCAAUCGAGGGUUUAGGGAGACUCCGAAGUCUGGUUGGAAGGAAUAUUACUCUUGUGUGAUGACUGUAACCAGUGAACACCUCAGAGAUCUAUGGAAGCAAUUUCGGAGACGUGAUAUGCUGAGAUAAAGGAAGAAAGGAGGAUUAUCCGCACCAGCUAGAACUAUUUAUUCCUACGAAUUCUUAAUGAAGAACAAACUAACCCAGGUGAAUCGAGAAUCUUCCAACUGCAGUAGAAAACACAGGACUUAAUGUAGUGAUCAUCAACUCUUAACAAACUGCUUUUAACAUGUAUUUUAUUUAAAUGACAAACUAUCACUCGAUUGGCAGAAGAAUAUCUUUUUUAAGAAUACAUUUUUAAUAUUAUUUUUUAUUAUUUUGAGAUAGGUCUGUCAUUUAAAAGAAAACAAACAUAAGUUUUACACCUGGGAAGGCAAACGUUUUGGCAAUGGAGAGAAACUGCCCCCCAUCAGCUUAGACUGUGAAUUUGCUUUGAGAAGAGCAUUAUUAAAAGUUUGUGCUAAAAGAGGAAUGAGAAUACAAUAAGUAGCAAAACAAUUGUAUACAAGUUGAAUGUACAACUUAAAUUCUUAGAAGCCAACAAAGCUGUUACUUUAAAAAGAGUAAAGCUGUGAUGGUUAUAAUGUGAAUGACAGGUAUUUACCUAGGAAAGGUACUGUAUGGACUAUAAUGUUUAGAUUCUCCAAGUCUUACAAUGAUGUUUAUUUAUUUAUCCUUUUAAAAAAAUAGUAGAGAUUUUAAAAUGUCUUUUGAGCAGUAUGUUGAAGAAAAGUCAAAAUGUUCAAAUUCACGUUAAGUAACAUGUACUUUGUAAUAUUUAUUAUAAAUUUUAUUGCCAUACAUAUAAAUUCACUGCUACAUUUCUGGUAGAGUAAAACUUCAUGUGUUUCUUGUGACUAGUGCACUUUUAUGUGAAGUAAGAUGUGGCAAUGAGUAGAAAUUGUAGCCAUUUAAUUUGCUACUCUUGAAUGCAGUAUCUGAAAAAAUAGAUCAAUAACUUGUGUUUGUGUCCAAACAAAAAAGCAAACCGAACAUGAAUGCAUGCAGCAGCACAGAGCAACACGCACUAAGUGAUGUUUUUUGAGUAUUAUGCAGCAAAUUCCAAGCAGAAAUUGGGCCUUACAAAGGUUAUGGAGACCACAGGCCAUAUGGAGUAGCUACCAGGACCUUUCCUGCCCUGUUGGUCCAGAUGUUACUGAAACAGCGGUAAGGACACUGUUAUCUUUGGUUUUCAUAGUCUCUAAAUUUUAUCUUUGCUAUUCAGUAGCAAUGUUUUUCCUUACUCCCUUUCAAGAUGAUUUUUAGGCAAUGCAAAUUGAACCCAAACAAACAUGAACACGUAUUUCUUUCAUCCUUCUGGAUGUUAAAUAAGGCUGUAUCUGUUUAGGAACAAUCUGUGCCUUGAAAUAUUUCUACCUGAACGCACACACAUUGACAUGGACUAAUGUCAAUAAAAUGUUAUCGGAAAGGUAAAUAUUUGGUGGAGUCUGACAAUUACAAUAGAACCAAAAUAAUGGUUUCAAAUCUUCUUUUACUCCAGAUACCUGUAAUCAAACUUGUCAAAAUUGUACUUAGUGCCCAUGUUGCUCAAAUGCCGUCUUACAUCACACAUGAGUAGAAAAAAUGUAUAGCAUCUGUGUAUGUACACCUAAGUUUAGAAAUGUUUAAUUUAUAAUAAGAUUUAUCUCUGCUAAAAAGUCAAGACAAAAUGAAGAGGAACAUGUUUUUUAAGAAAUUCCACUCUGGGAAUCUUAGAGAAAAAAAAUAAAUGUACUAAAUGUGGCUUUUAUCUGAGAAAAAGCCUGUAUAGAGAGCUUUUGAAGGAUGCUAUUUUAGUUAAUAUUUCAUGAUAAAUACUUAACAAAUUUCUACCUUGGCAUCUUUAACUACUGACAACAAGAAAAAAUCAAAUAGAUUGGGAUAAAGGCACAGCAGAACACGGAUCAGCUGCAAUCCCUGUGUGAUCCUUUAGGGAAUUGAUGGUAUUUCAAUGUAUCGUCUUGGUACGCAGAACUGUCUCGCUGCUUCUUGUCAGCAUCUGCAACCCCCACAGUUCACUGCUUCAGUGAUGAAGGACAAUAAAAAGGGAAGGAAGGAAGGACAGGGGGUUACUGAAGGGGUGCCCCUCCUUCCUCUUCAUUCACUGUCAUCCGCCCUGUGGAGGAAGCAGCAGCAUCAUUUUGCUCCUCCACUGCCCUAGGCAAUAGUGCACUUUGCUUUUAUGGCUGGCUUGAGACAAUUUUAUCAUUUUUCUAUGUAUUUCCUAACUAUAGUCACUUAAUAUAAAAUAGAAUGUGAAAGUGUCAGAUUAGUUUUUAAGAGUAUUUUUUCCUCAUGUUUAAUAAUAAGUUAUUUAAUAUAAAUAUGAAUAUAUGCAUAUAAUAUUCUUAUUUCAAAAUAAAUGCACUUGAAACUCA